Messenger RNA from Anneissia japonica, 676 nucleotides. RefSeq lists its product as uncharacterized. NCBI's taxonomy places the organism in Eukaryota, Metazoa, Echinodermata, Crinoidea, Comatulida, Comatulidae. The transcript has 3 exons. The record is from RefSeq and is a predicted model, not a curated record. The coding region runs from base 168 to 539 and encodes 123 amino acids.
AAUGAUUCGUUUAUAUUUCAGAUCCACUCUGCAAGUUUUCCAAGCAUCAAGGAUUGACGCAGCAUUCCUUCUUAAUACCGCACGAUGAUUUUUUAAUCCAGUGGUGGGUAUUUUCUGAAGGGGAGUUUCGAGUGGCAAGAGUAUUAGAUCUUGGAUAUGAAUUUGUUAUGGGAGUCUGGCACAACCUGUUAGUAAUCGCAGGAGAAGAUUGUAUUAAAGUUUAUAUCCUUGAAAGAAAAGAGAACGAAUACAACUUUCGUUUAAGAAAUAUGACUAUUGAGCUAACAGAGAAUUUGUUUUUAAUUCAUUAUUCAGUCAGUGUUUGGGACAGAAAGGUUGGGUUUCAAUUAAGGAGCCAAAAACAGGUAUCAAUUGUGAUUUAUGAUUUGGAUGACCUUCAACCUCAAGUGUUUCGAGUGUCACAUGAGCCACCAGAAAAAACUUAUUAUACAAUCUUUGCGCAUAAUAUACGUAUAUUUGGUGAUUGCAUAUUAUUCACAAUUUUCGAAGGUAAAAAAAAGUUUAACAACAAAAACUAAUUAUAUAAAAAAAAUGUAUCUAGAUCUUUAAGAAUUAAAGUUAUUUUUGUUUUAAUUGAUUUUUAAAUGCAAACAAAAGUGCUCACAUUUUUGCUUCUAUUACGUAGCCUGGCAGACAUUCCAGUAUGUACACUCUG